UUUCGGGAGCCUUGGCGCGAGCGGCGCGCGCGGGUGCCAUGGCCGAGAGCGGCGCCGGGCCCCGGGACGCUAUGUGUGAGCCUGGAAGUUUUGCAGCAUCACGUUCUAAACGCGAGAGGAAAUCUAGAAGAGGCCACCAAGAAGCCCUGGAACGUCUGAAAAAAGCCAAAGCUGGCGAGAAACUGAAAUAUGAGGUCGAGGAGUUCACAGGGGUUUAUGAUGAAGUAGAUGAGGAAGAAUAUUCCAAGAUGGUCAGAGAACGUCAGGAUGAUGACUGGAUUGUUGGUGAUGAGGGUAUAGGUUAUAUAGAAGAUGGAAGGGAAAUCUUUGAUGAAGAUCUGGAUGAUGAUGCUCUUGGUCCCCGUAAGAAAGGAAAAAGUGGCAAAACUUCUACAGCUGAUAGGAAGAGUGUGAAAAAAUCUGCGGUGUCAAAGCCAAACACAAUUAAAUCUAUGUUUAUGGCCAGUGCUGGGAAGAAAAACACAGAUAAAACUGUGGACCUGUCAAAGGAUGAUUUACUAGGGGAUAUUCUUCAAGAUCUUAAUGCUGAAAGUGUUCAGUUAAGUCCUCCACCGGUUAUAACACUGAAAAGGAAAAGAUCUGCUGGAGCACCACUGAAUCCUUUCUCUGUGAAGUCUCAAAGUCCUAAGGUACUCACCCCUGCAGCAAAGAAAGCUCCUGUUCAUCUCAGAAAGGAAACUCCUCCUCCAGCUUCAUUUCGUCCUAAACAUCUCAAUUAUGCAGCAAAAUCUUUUGUAGUCUCUGAAAAUGAGGAUACUAAGUCCAUGCAGAAAGCUACAGAAAAUGGGGAAGUAGUGAAGACAACAGAAGAGGAAGCUGUUGAAGGUGAUGGUGAUCAAGGAAUGAUGGAUUUUGCUGAGGAGGACUUUGAUGAACCUAUGGAAGGAGAGCUUUUGGAGACUAUACCUGAGACAGCUGAAAGCUUGAAGAGAGGCAAGGGUGCUGAAAAGGAAGAGACAAAGCAACUGGAAUCAGAGAAGAAAGAGACAUCUGCCUUAAGUUGUUCUCUCCCAGGUGACUCAUGUUGGGACAGAAUGGAUGCGGACGAAGCUGAUCUAGUAGUGACAGAAGUUCAGCUUGACCCCAAUCUCCUUCCUCUUGUGAAUGGGGAAAAUGAUGAUCAAGUCCUAAGAUUUUAUUGGCUGGAUGCAUAUGAAGAUCAGUACAGUCAGCCAGGUGUGGUGUUUUUGUUUGGCAAAGUUUGGAUUGAAUCUGCAGACACUUAUGUCAGCUGUUGUGUCACAGUGAAAAAUAUUGAGAGAACUGUUUAUCUACUGCCACGUGAAACAGAAAUGGAUCUGUCCACUGGCAAGGAAACAGAGACUCCAGUAACUAUAAUGAGUGUUUUCCAGGAAUUUAAUGACAGCAUUUCACCAAAGUAUAAGAUCAUGAAGUUCAAAUCCAAGAAAGUGGAAAAAUAUUAUGCUUUUGAGAUCCCAGAUGUGCCAUCAAAAUCUGAGUACUUAGAAGUUAAAUAUUCGGCUGAGUGCCCUCGGCUUCCCCAAGAUCUGAAAGGACAAACAUUUUCACAUGUAUUUGGAACUAACACCUCAAGUCUGGAGCUUCUCUUGAUGAGUAGGAAGAUCAAAGGACCAUGCUGGCUGGAAAUAAAAACCCCACAGCCUUCAAAUCAGUCUGUCAGCUGGUGUAAAGUGGAGGCUGUGGCCAUAAAACCUGGCUUGGUGAAUGUGGUUAAAGAUCUUUCUCCUCCUCCUCCUCUUGUGGUCAUGUCCCUCAGCAUGAAGACCACUCAGAACCCAAAGACUCACCAGAACGAGAUUGUGGCUAUUGCAGCUCUGAUUCAUCAGAAAUUUCCUCUGGAUAAGGCUCCACCUCAGCCUCCUUUUCAGACACACUUCUGUGCUGUUUCCAAACCGAGCGACUGCAUUUUUCCUUACGACUUCAAAGAAGCUGUUAGAAAGAAGAAUGCUAAAGUAGAAAUUGCUGCCACAGAGAGAACACUGCUGGGAUUUUUCCUUGCCAAGAUCCACAAAAUUGACCCAGAUGUUGUUGUGGGUCAUAAUAUUUAUGGAUUUGAUCUGGAAGUGCUGCUUCAAAGAAUUAAUGUGUGCAAAGUCCCUCACUGGUCCAAGAUAGGUCGGCUGAGGAGGUCGAAUAUGCCAAAGCUUGGGGGGCGAGGAGGGUUUGCCGAGAGGAGCGCUGCCUGCGGCCGAAUGCUCUGUGAUGUAGAAAUCUCUGCUAAAGAACUAAUCCGUUGCAAAAGUUACCAUUUGUCUGAGCUGGUCCGUCAGGUUUUGAAAACAGAGAGGAGGGAAAUCUUCCCAGAGGAAAUUCCAAACAUGUACAGUGAUUCUCCUCGUUUACUGUUCAUGCUGGAAAACACCUGGAUAGAUGCCAAGUUCAUUCUCCAGAUCAUGUGUGAGCUGAACGUUCUGCCACUGGCCCUUCAAAUAACAAACAUCUCUGGGAAUGUCAUGUCGAGGACAAUGAUGGGUGGCCGAUCGGAACGUAAUGAAUUCUUGCUGCUUCAUGCGUUCCAUGAAAAAGACUACAUAGUGCCGGACAAACAAGUGUUUAAAAAGCCUCUGCAGAAGCUGGUGGAUGAAGAUGAAGAUUUGGAAGACCUGAGUAAAUCAAAGAUAGGGAAAAAGAAAGCAGCAUAUGCUGGGGGCUUAGUCUUGGAUCCCAAAGUCGGUUUUUAUGACAAGUUUAUUUUGCUUCUGGACUUCAACAGCUUGUACCCAUCAAUUAUCCAGGAGUUUAACAUCUGUUUUACCACAGUGCAGCGACUAUCACCGGAAGCACAGAAAAGGGCAGAGAUUGAAGAAGUAGAAGAAAUUCCAGAGCUCCCUGACCCAUCUCUGGAAAUGGGAAUUUUGCCUAAGGAAAUCAGGAAGCUGGUGGAGAGGAGGCGCCAAGUAAAGCAGUUAAUGAAACAGCCAGAUUUAAAUCCUGACCUUUAUUUACAGUAUGAUAUCAGACAGAAAGCUUUGAAACUCACUGCUAACAGCAUGUAUGGCUGCCUGGGAUUUUCCUUCAGCAGAUUCUAUGCCAAGCCUUUGGCUGCUUUGGUGACACACAAAGGGAGAGAGAUUUUGAUGCAUACCAAGGAGAUGGUGCAAAAGAUGAACCUUGAAGUGAUUUAUGGAGACACAGAUUCCAUUAUGAUAAACACCAACAGCACCAAUUUGGAUGAAGUCUUCAAGCUAGGGAACAAGAUCAAAAAUGAAGUGAACAAGCUCUAUAAAUUGCUGGAAAUCGAGAUUGAUGGAAUCUUUAAGUCUUUGCUGCUGUUAAAGAAGAAGAAAUAUGCUGCUCUGACCGUGGAACCAACAGGAGAUGGGAAAUAUGUAACUAAACAAGAGCUGAAAGGGUUGGAUAUUGUCCGAAGAGACUGGUGUGAUCUUGCAAAGGAGACUGGAAACUAUGUCAUUAGUCAGAUUCUUUCUGAUCAGCCUCGAGAUACAAUUGUGGAAAAUAUUCAAAGGAGGCUUAUAGAAAUUGGAGAAAAUGUGAUCAAUGGCCAGAUACCAGUAAAUCAGUUUGAAAUAAACAAGGCACUGACAAAAGAUCCUCAGGAUUAUCCUGACAAAAAAAGCUUGCCACAUGUGCAAGUUGCCAUGUGGAUAAACUCUCAAGGAGGCCGAAAGGUGAAGGCAGGAGACACGGUGUCAUAUAUCAUUUGUCAGGAUGGAUCAAAUCUCGGUGCCACUCAGCGAGCGUAUGCUCCGGAACAGUUGCAAAAGCAAGACAAUCUUACUAUUGAUACUCAGUACUACCUGUCACAGCAAAUACAUCCAGUAGUUGCUAGAAUAUGUGAACCCAUAGAGGGAAUUGAUUCUGUUCUUAUUGCAACAUGGUUAGGACUGGAUCCCUCCCAAUUCAGAGCCCAUCACCAUUACCAUAAAGAUGAGGAGAAUGAUGCCUUGGUUGGUGGCCCAGCUCAGCUCACUGAUGAAGAGAAAUAUAGGGAUUGUGAAAGGUUCAAGUUUUGCUGCCUCAAAUGCGGAACAGAAAAUAUUUAUGACAGUGUCUUUGAUGGUUCGGGGCGAUUUAUUGAACCCAGCUUGCAAAGGUGCAGUAAGACUGACUGUGAAGAGCCUCCUUUCAACUACGUGGUUCAAAUGAGCAACAAAUUACUGUUGGAUAUGAGACGCUUUAUCAAAAAAUACUAUGCUGGUUGGUUAAUAUGUGAGGAUCCAAUUUGCCAGAAUCGAACUCGUCAACUUCCCCUGCAUUUUUCCCGCAGUGGUCCUGUGUGCCAGGCCUGCUUGAGGGCUAUUCUGAGACCAGAGUAUUCUGACAAGGCUCUGUACACUCAGCUCUGCUUCUACCGACACAUUUUUGACGUGGAGUAUGCCAUGGAUAAAGUGAUUACUGAAGAGGAGAGAGAGUAUUUGAAGAAGAAGCCACUCAGGAAAGAAGUCACUGAGGCCUACAAAAGAUUGAAGAGCACAGUAGAUAAAUGCCUGUCCAUGAGUGGCUACUCAGAAGUGAACCUCGGCAAACUCUUCGCCCUCAGCAUGGGAAGAAGACCUGUGGGAGAGUCCAAUAACUGAAGACAGUGA
This is a messenger RNA of Pogoniulus pusillus (Red-fronted tinkerbird), 4550 nucleotides long. RefSeq names its product DNA polymerase alpha 1, catalytic subunit (gene POLA1). Gene Ontology annotation, molecular function: chromatin binding; DNA replication origin binding; nucleotide binding. Gene Ontology annotation, cellular component: alpha DNA polymerase:primase complex. The transcript is spliced from 37 exons. The record is from RefSeq and is a predicted model, not a curated record. Lineage: Eukaryota; Metazoa; Chordata; Aves; Piciformes; Lybiidae. Gene Ontology annotation, biological process: leading strand elongation; mitotic DNA replication initiation; DNA replication.